Messenger RNA from Uncinocarpus reesii 1704, 942 nucleotides. RefSeq lists its product as uncharacterized. NCBI's taxonomy places the organism in Eukaryota, Fungi, Ascomycota, Eurotiomycetes, Onygenales, Onygenaceae. Bases 1 to 942 code for a protein of 313 amino acids. The record is from RefSeq and is a predicted model, not a curated record. The transcript has a single exon.
AUGGUGCCUCUGCCUCAAAAUUCACCUCUCGGCUCUAGAAGUCCUCCGUCGCCUCUAAACAAUCUCGAUUCGGCAAGACCUUCCUCUAAUAUAUCCUCCCGUGGCACGAAACAUCCCUAUAUGAUUCCGUCCUCUCCCGGCCGGCAAUAUCCACCAUCUCCUCGUAUUCAUUCGCCGGCAUCGUCUCAGAUCUUCGAACGCAGCGUCCAAGAGGAUAUUGGGCCCUCGCAAACCUCCCCUGCGAUACCUUCCCAUAUUAUGACCGAGAACCAUAUUCCCCCAAUUCUUGAUGCCUCCUCCGCCGCGUUAACUGAUGACCGGCUAGAUCCGGACUCAGUUGAAAUUGUGACCCAUAGCUUUCACCAACCUGCUUCUUUAGCUGUCAUUGGUAGCGGGCAGCUGGACUAUCCAUUACCAACGACCUGCCAUGAUGAUGCGAAUCCACCACGUAUCACGGACACGGAUGAUUCUAUGUCAAAUUAUGGGGCCCCGCAUGAUCCUACCGACGUUCGGCGUCUGAGCUUCGUGUCAUUUGCAGACGUUGUCCAUGGCGAACUCGCCGAAACCGCUGACCACCUUUCCGCGAGAGAUUCUAUCUAUAUGGCAGGCUUGAAUAUCCUUGGGUCAAGAAAUAGAUCCCCAUCUCCUCUACACUCUCCAAUAUCCUCUUCACACGGACGUGGUCCAUCACCUCCGACUAGUAUGACGCCUGAUUUUGAAGCCAGAGAAAUGUCGCCACAGCACAAGGGAAAGGGUCCUGGUAGCCCAACUCUCGGCUCACCUAGUGUAGCAACGGGGACGGUUAGUGCUACCGAACUCAACGUUGAAACUAUGAGACAAGCUCUACGUAGGACGGAAAGUGGAGACCUUGGAGCAUUCAAAAGCCAGCCGGCCAGCGCUGUGGGGAGUGGCAAUACUUUUUCUGAUCGCUCAAACAAGUAA